This is a messenger RNA of Zalophus californianus (California sea lion), 861 nucleotides long. Its product is annotated as signal-regulatory protein beta-2-like. Lineage: Eukaryota; Metazoa; Chordata; Mammalia; Carnivora; Otariidae. The record is from RefSeq and is a predicted model, not a curated record. Gene Ontology annotation, cellular component: plasma membrane.
AUGCAGGGCUUGGGACAUGGAGCCUCUGAGCUGAGCAAUGGGAGUGAGCGGCAGGUGCUGCAGCCCGAGGGCCCCAUGCUGGUGGCAGAAGGUAACACACUCCCAUUGUGGUGUUCAGUGGACAGCUCCUGCACUGGCGACAUGAUUAAAUGGGUCAAGGUGAGCCAUCAGCUCCAGGAGAUUUAUAACUUCAAACACGGCUUCUUUCCUGGGGUGACGCAGCGGACACUGGAGCCAUGUAUUUGUGACUACUCCAUCUAUAUCCACAAUGUCACCAGCAAGCAUGCUGGAAGCUGCCACUGUGUGGGGUUUAGUGACUUGAGUGAGAAAUCAGAAAAGACCUUAGAGGAGGGCACCUCCAUACUUGUGAAUGGAGCUGGGGACCCAGAGCCAGACCUCUGGAUCAUCCAGCCCCAGGAGUUGGUAUUGGCAACCACCGGAGACACUGUAUUCCUGAACUGCACAGUGCUUGGAGAUGUUCCCUCAGGACCCAUCCGGUGGUUUUGCAGGGCUGGUCUGAGCCGGGAGGCCAUUUACAACUUUGAAGGCAUCUCCCACCCCAACGUGACAGCAGUCCGGGCCUCCAGCAGGGAUUUUAGCAUUCUUCUGCAAGGUGCCUCUGGGGAGCGGGCAGGCACCUACUACUGUGUCAAGUUUCAGAGGAAACUCAACAGACAAUACCUGUCCGGACCGGGCACCAAGCUGAGAGUAAAAGACCUCCUGUCUGUGUUCACACUUGUGGUCCUGGCGCUGAAGACAAUGACCUUGGCUGCACUCCUGCUGGCCCUGGCUGCAUACUGGAGGAGGCGUCAGCAAGAAGACAUCAAGACUCCAGGCCCAGCAGGACUGGGCCCCCCUUAG